Molecule: messenger RNA, 1942 nt
Organism: Hydra vulgaris (swiftwater hydra)
Lineage: Eukaryota; Metazoa; Cnidaria; Hydrozoa; Anthoathecata; Hydridae
Source: RefSeq, a predicted model, not a curated record
CAUAGAAUAAUCUUUAAGAAUAAUAUCAGAAAGAAGUUAAAAAAUUAUUCAAUUUUAACAAUGGAAAUCUUCUUCCAACCAAGUCUUUAAAAAACCUAAAAAAGGUAAUUAAUUUCAAAUAGAUUUCUAAAAGUGUUAAAUAUAUAUUUUAUCACUUUUUUAAGCAUGUUCAGACUUGGGAAUAAACCGAUUUGCUUGUUUAUUAUGGUCUUUGGAUCAAUCGUUUUUUCAAUAACAUGGGUUAUUAAAGGCUAUUUAGAUGUUCAUUACAAUCUACUUGUAAGCAUCAAUGAGCGAACUACUAAUCUAGAAAAUGGGUUAAGGAAGCAAUUGGACUAUAUAGUGAAAGAAAAGAACAAUGUUAACGUAAUAAGUACUAAUCCGCAAAACUCUCUCUAUUCGCGCGGACGUUCAUUAAUGUUGAUACCCAGUCGUCAUGCGUCGUUCAGAAGACGUCCGUGAGACUUCCGAUGGACGUCCGUCGGACGACUCAUGCUCACUGGCAUGGCUCGAAUUAGAAAAUAUGGAAAAACACUUUAAAAAAAAUCUUUUUCUUGGCAACGCCCGUGAAAAAAAAUCCUUUCUUGUCAUGGGCGUACCAACAGUUUAUAGAGAAAAAGGGUUUUACAUUAUUGAUACUUUGCAAUCGUUGGUAAAUAAUCUCGACAAAAAAGAUUGGAACAAAGUUGUAAUUGUUGUCUUUGUUGCAGACUUUCGUCCAGAUUACUUUCAAAAAGUAUUGAGUCAUGUAAAAUCAAACUUUUCUGAAGAAAUAAGUGCAGGAUUGAUACAGGUUAUUCAACCAUCUGCAUCCUUCUACCCUAGUAUGGAAAAUAUUCCAACAUUGUACGGCGAUUCAAUAACACGCACUAUAUGGAGAUCAAAGCAGUCUCUUGAUUAUGCUUUUCUUUUUUAUUAUUGCGCAGAUCUCGCCCAGUUUUAUAUUCAACUUGAAGAUGAUAUCAUAGCUGAAGAAAAUUAUUUAGAAAAAAUUAGUGAGUUUAUUAGAAAUAGUGAGGAUUGGGCAAUUUUAGAAUUUGGUGCUAGAGGAUUUAUUGGCAUGACGUACCGCAGUGAACAUCUAAAAUUGCUUUCCAAGUUUGUUCGUUUUGCUUAUUGGACAAUGCCAGUAGAUUGGACUUUUCGUUAUUUUAACGACUUAUUUUUAAAUGGGAAAUCUCACAAAACAAAAUCACCGAUUUUUAAACAUGUUGGUCAAUUUUCGUCAUUAGAUGGUCAAGUCAGGAAACUUGAAGAUAUAAACGAUUAUUCUGAACAGAUAGGUGUUCAUAUUUACCAAUCCAAAGGCGGAAAUCCCAAAGCAGAAAUAAAAACAACGAUGACUGAAAUUGUUCGUCCUCAUGAAAUAACUAACCCUUACGGUAAUUCGGGUCAGUUUUGGUCAAAAAAAGUUCAAGUUGGAGACACUAUAGACAUUAUUUUUGAAAAUCCAACUAAAAUAUCGCAAUUUAUAAUUUCCAGUGGAAAUUCCCAACAUCCUGCUGAUAUAUUGUAUGACACUGAACUUCUCGCAAGCACAGAUCAUUCAUGUGCAAAAUAUACAUUAUUAAAAACAUUUUUUAAUUCUAAUAUAGUAAAAUAUAACUUUGAUGCUGCUGCAGGUUAUAUAAAAUGUUUACAACUAAAAAUACUAAGUACUGGUCACGAUGAGCUUAAUAGACCAACAUGGUUGAUUGUUUCGGAGAUUGCUGUUCUCGUAUAAUAUAAAAUUUUUAAAAAAAGAAAACAUUUUUAAACUUUGUUUUAAUCAGAUUCUAAAAUAGAAAACUUUGCAAUAUUUCAGGAUUUGGGUUCAAUAAAGGCUUUAGGGAAUAACAGCUAAUUUUGUUACAAGUUAAAGUAAUAAAAUAUGUUUUUCGUAAGGUUUCUUCAAUGUCUUUUCCUGGUUGUCUUUAAAAAUGCUUUUGAAGCAAAAAAUUUA